Messenger RNA from Octopus sinensis (East Asian common octopus), 2600 nucleotides. Its product is annotated as serine/threonine-protein kinase Kist-like. Gene Ontology annotation, biological process: peptidyl-serine phosphorylation; positive regulation of translational initiation; regulation of protein export from nucleus. The coding region runs from base 684 to 1913 and encodes 409 amino acids. Gene Ontology annotation, molecular function: ATP binding; protein serine/threonine kinase activity; RNA binding. Gene Ontology annotation, cellular component: neuronal ribonucleoprotein granule; nucleus. The record is from RefSeq and is a predicted model, not a curated record. The transcript is spliced from 11 exons. Lineage: Eukaryota; Metazoa; Mollusca; Cephalopoda; Octopoda; Octopodidae.
AUUGAGCAAGAAUUUAGUAAAUAAGGCAAUAGGAUUCAGUUUUCAACAAAAUAAACCUGAUCAGGCUGAAUAAUGUGGAUUGCCUGAACAGCACAUGUCAAUAUCUAAGGCUGAAAGUUGAACGCAGAGUUGAAGUGAUCUCUGGUGUUAAAAGGGUCAAUACAAUGUUACACCUAUAAAUAACGUCCAUUAUGCUGUAUAUCAAUUGUUUUGCAUUAAAGCUGUUGAGAUAUCCAAAUGAAAUGCUGUUAACUAAACAGAUACAGUACAAGUAGAAGAAUAGAAAGGAUGAGAAUGGCUUGCUGGAUCCGCUAAGAUAUCAAAGUAAAUUUUCGGACAGUUCAAGAAAUUUUACUAUUUAAUAAGUUUUAUUUCAAUUCUAACUCAACAUGCAAAUAAUAUGAAUACAAUAAAGAACAUGAAAUCAAUUGACAUCCCGUCUCUUGUUAACUGUUAGUUACAGAAGACAAAAUUUUGCACUGCCUUGUCUUGGUCGCAUGAAUGGCGACUGGACUUCAAUUGGAGUGCUCGUACUUGAGUAUUUCUUCAGUAGGGGGCAGCUUCAUCGAAGAAACUGGCGAAUGUUAUUUCUAUUCCCGGCUUACCUUAAUCGCACAACAUAUAUUCUGCACUGACACAGCAAUCAACUGUUCCAUAUAUCUUGCGGCAACUUUUGGUGGCUGAUGUCUCAUAUUGAUACAGGUGAUAUCAUCAAUGGAUCCAAAGGCCAGAGAUGGAAGUUGCUACAACAGCUGGGGCUAGGAAAAUGCUGCAAUGUUUAUAAAGCCAUUCUUCUAGAUGGAGAUUGUCAGGCUGCUGUGAAAGUUUACAAGAAAGGUUUGCAGUAUGAAGGAGCUCAGCAACGUGAACAGCUUUUACUACAAAUUGUUUUACAAAAGCAGGGAUUAUGCAAACAACUUGUUGAAGUAAUUGACAGUUUUCAAAUAAAUGGUCAUAGUAUAUUGGUUGAAGAACUGCUGGAGUUGAAUCUUUACCAAAUAAAAUGUUUAACAGAGUUGAAAACGUUCUCAUUUUACAUGAUACAAAUGUUUAUAAAAGAUGUUUUGAUAUCUCUAAAUGCAAUUCACACCAAUGGAUUUGUACAUGGUGACUUGAAACCUUGCAAUUUGAUGUGGAGUGCACAGAAUGGAUGUAUGAAACUCAUAGAUUUUGGACUUAGUUUUCACAUUAGUGAUGAGGAUGUUUGUCAAAUUCAAUCCCCCAGCUAUCGAGCUCCAGAAGUUGUUAUGUAUAACAAAGGCAAAAGAGAUAUUAAACUGACUCAAGCAGUAGAUUUGUGGAGUUUAGGGUGCUUACUCAUCUGGAUGUUCACAGGUCAAAAGAUGUUCCAGAAAAAACCAGCUGGUCCCUGUAAUAAUUGUAGUUUGCAGAAGAGAAAUGUGGAAAACUGUGAAUAUGGUAUUUUAGCACAACAAAUGAUUGAUGACAAAAUUGCAGGAGAACCAUUGCGUAGUUCAGAAAUGGGAUCUGCUUGUCUAGCCUUCCGAAAAUUAGUGUCCCGUGUGAUGACAUGUAAAGGCUGUGAACGUUUAACGAGCCAGACUGCACAAAAUCAUCCUUUCUUUUCAAUUCCAUUUGAGCCUUCUUUCUGUGAUAUGCUGCUACUGCCAACAGUUGUUAUCAGGAUACUCAACAGUAUAGAUGUAAACGAAACAAACACUCAUGAAGCCAUAAAAAAAGAAUUAACCAGUAGAUGCUGUAAAUUUGGAAAGUUGGUUAAAUGUGUUCUUCCAACUGAAGGUAAAGGAAAAGGAAUUAUAUUUAUGAAAUUUGAAAAGGCAGUGGAAGCCAUCACAGCUUUUAUACAGAUUAAUGGAAAGGUCUUGCAUAACCGGACAGUGAUCACAACAUAUCAUUCAGUUCGCGACUUUGAUGCUGGAAUAUAUUAUUAAUAAUUUAAGAAUUUUUAUUUUAGUAUAUAAUAGGGUAUAAUUACAUUGUAGGAGAAUUAUUUUUAAUCAUUUAAGAACACACAAAAAUCGUUAUAGCAGUCUGCGUGUUUUUAAAUUGCCAAAAUGACUUUUCCACCGUAUAAUGGUCUCAAAUCAAGUUACUUGUCAGACAAGUACAACUUCAAGACAUGGAAAAUUGAGCAAUUACCAAGUUCCAUGAGUUAUGUGAUAAAUAUUGUAAUUCUUUACUUGCUUUAUAUUUAUAUUCCUUGAAGGUUAUUUGAUCAAAAUAUCUUCAGCUUUAACAUUUAGAAAUUAAAUGAGUAUUUUGUACUCUGUGAUUGUCUAUGCAGUAAAAUGAUAUGAAGGGCACCCAGCUAUAAAAACUAUACCAAAAGUAACACGAUAUACACAAUUACAGUAUUGGCCAGUAUUUUUUCUCUGUUGUUGUGUCUGUCAGAUGUUGAAGAACUAUGACAAGUGGUGAGAAGUUAUGAGACCCGUCCAUGCCAGCAUGGAAAAAAAGGAUAUAAAUUGAUUAAUUUGAUGAUGAUGAUUGAUAUUUUAUGAUAUUUUGUCAUUUUGAUUAUUGUCAUUGACAAGUUACAACAUGUUUAGACAAGAAAAGAAUAUAGAGAUAACUUUGUUUUCCGUUUUUACUAUGUUUAUUUUCGCUAAAUGGCAUCA